AGUAGAGGCAGCCUCCGCUGUAGCAACAUCAGAACCAGAAGUGCGACGGACGGGCCCAGAGUAAUCUCGGCUGUGACAGUGUCAACAACAGGCAGGCUCAAAUGAAAGGCUUCAUCGGAGUCCUGGUGAGUGUGGCUGUAAUCGGUUCCCUGUGUAGUGUUCCGCCCGCCGAGGGCAAGAAUCGCAACCGUGUUCAAAAGUGGCAGCAACGCACGUGGAAAGCCCGUUUCGGAAGUGCCCCGAAAGGUGACUGGAUGUUCGAUGUGCCCGUCAAGGGAAGGACCCACCGGAGGAAUUUAAUUAAUGAUCCGCAAGUGCCUCGGGAAAAAGGACAUAAUGGCGAAAAGAAGGACAUUCUACUGAACCAGAAUGGAGCCGAAAAUUAUCGCAUGAAACGUUUCGCGUUUCAAGAGAACCAAGAUGAUGAUGAUGGCGACGACGGUGACGAUGAACGGGAGCAGUUUACCAAUGACUUGGCCAAUGCUCCGUUCGUGUUCAAUACCGAUGUCCGGUUGAGUGACGACAACGAUUAUUCGGACGAGGACCGUCCAGGCUUUAAUAACGAUUUAGUGGACUUUGACUUUGUGCGUGAUGAUGAGGGCAGUGUGGAGUUUUCACCGAUCCAACCGGGACCGAAUCAACGGUACGUCACAGUGGAAGAACGAGAUCCCUUCCCACAUGCAGCACCCAUUCCACAGGGGAAGAAUGGGACGCGCAAGGUUCAGUACACGCUAAUUGUCCACCACGAGGAGCGGAAUGGGGCUGCUAAUGAUCUAAGAGGAAGCGACAGCUCUUUCCAUUGUUCUCUUGCUCUAGUAUUGGCUGUUUUGGGACAGCGGGUAAAUGCGGCACAUAUUAGAUUGUGAUUGUGAUAAAAAAAAGCUUCAACUUUAAAAGGCAUGCUUCCAUGUAACGAACAAUUUAUCGUCACGACAAUAAAGACUUGCUAUUCAAUGUAGUGCUAAAUAGAACAGAGAAUCAAUAAAAUUCGAUAAUGUUUCAAAAUUGUCGUUGCAAAGGUUUUCUUCACUUUACUUUAA
Messenger RNA from Malaya genurostris, 1040 nucleotides. RefSeq lists its product as uncharacterized. The coding region runs from base 102 to 866 and encodes 254 amino acids. The record is from RefSeq and is a predicted model, not a curated record. The transcript is spliced from 2 exons. Lineage: Eukaryota; Metazoa; Arthropoda; Insecta; Diptera; Culicidae.